Molecule: messenger RNA, 3898 nt
Organism: Cottoperca gobio
Lineage: Eukaryota; Metazoa; Chordata; Actinopteri; Perciformes; Bovichtidae
Gene: pou6f1
Product: POU class 6 homeobox 1
Exons: 12
Coding region: 756-2855 (699 amino acids)
Biological process (GO): regulation of transcription by RNA polymerase II
Molecular function (GO): DNA-binding transcription factor activity, RNA polymerase II-specific; RNA polymerase II cis-regulatory region sequence-specific DNA binding
Source: RefSeq, a predicted model, not a curated record
AUGCAAGAUUUCCCUUGCAUAAAUUAUGUUCAUGACGUAGUGCAAAAGGCCAAUUUUCUGGCAAUUUUGUCCGACUUUACAGCUGAAAUAGGAUUCUGUGAGACACCUGAAGGAUUCCUGAGGAUCUGAAGUGUUGCAGAAAGGGCUUCGUCAUUAAAUAUUAAGAGAGAGGAGAUCCUAACAUUGCAACCCUCCUUAUCAAUGCAAAUACCUCUUUUGUGUGCAGUCACAGUCUGGGAGCUGAGAUGAAUUUUUAAUUAUGUGUGACUGAAACAAACUGUGACAAGGACCUUUAUAAAAGCGGGGGAUUACAGAAAAUAAGCUGCAUUUACGCGGGCAUUGCAGCAGGAAAUGCACCAUCUUGAAUCUUUUUCUGAUCUGCGAUGAACAUGUCCCACUUCAUGUUCACGAUCAGCGCGUUUCUCCACGUCUCCUGCAGCUGAAGUGCAACACAGCAUGGCCUGUUUUCAGGCCCCUCCAAAAGAGUCUGGACCUGCAAUGACAGAAAUAGCCAUGAAUAAAACAAACAAACAGUCCUCUGCAUGUGGGUCUGAUUUACCCAGCGUUUAGUCCCUGACGUGUGGAUACUAUGGGCUAACAGGGGUCACCAUCAUGCAACUUAAUGUUUAUUUUGACUUCUGAAAUGGCUGCAAGAUAUCAGAAGGAGUCUGACACUACAUCAGAGUUUGUUUACAUGAAUGUUUGUUUGUUCGCAGAAUGUCAGGAAGACAGUGACUGUGGUGGUGCAGUGAGCCAUGAACUCCCAGGAUCCCCCUGCCAAAGAUGCCCCACUCACUGUCAAUGAGCAGGUCAUCGUGAUGUCUGGCCACGAGACUAUUCGUGUGCUGGAGGUGGAGGUCGAUGCGCCAUCGUCACUGCCUGAUGAGAAGAGGGAGGUCAAAGCUGAGGAGGGAGGGGCCCGGCCUGCAGAACAACCUGAUGCUGGCAGCACACAGGAGCUGCCCUAUAGCGCUGGGGGAGUCGUGCUGUCUGAGCAGCAGGUGGUUUCCGUGGACGUUCCCGUUCCUGCUGUCCAAACGCUGACUCCUGCUGUUCCCGUCAGUUUGUCGCUGUCGCAUCACCAGGCCGCCAUGCCCAUCACUGUACAAGGCUGUCCACAGGUGCUGACGCAGGAAAGUUUGGCCUCUCUGAUGACCGGCAUGAUGGCUCAGACUGGAUCCCUGGGGCAGCCGCUGCUCAUCCCCCUCAGUAUGGCCGGCUCCAUCGGGGGCCAGGGCGGUCUGGCUGUUCUCACGUUGCCCACCACUAAUGUCACGACGCUCCCCGGGCUCACUGCGGCCAACGCGGCCGGAAACCUCCUCAAACUGCCGUUUGCUGGCCUCCAAGCGGCCACAGUCCUGAACUCUGUCCAGCCGCAUCUGCAGACAAACGCUCAGACGAUGUUCCAGCCUCAAUCAGCCUCCUUACAGCCCGUGCAGGUGACCAAUGCACAGGUCACCGCUGCUCAGGUGGCGGCAGCCCAGGCGACCACCACUGCCUCGCAGUCCAACAUAUCUCUAGCAGCGCUCCAGAGUGCAGGACUCUCCAUCAACCCGGCCAUUAUCAAUGCUGCUUCUUUGGGAGCUCAGCCCCAGUUCCUCAGCUCCCUCACCUCCACCCCCAUCCUCACCAGUGCCAUGUCCAACAUGGCUGGCAUCACCAGCCAGAUCAUCACAAACGCCCAGGGACAGGUCAUAGGAACCAUCCCGCUGUUGUUGAACCCAGCUUCCCUGGCUGGAGGGACUGCGACAUCCACCCUACAGGGUCUCCAGGGUCUCCAGGGUCUCCAGGGUCUCCAAGGUCUUCAGGGUCUUCAGGGUCUCCAGAGUCUUCAGGGUCUCCAAGGUCUGCACAGUCUCCAAGGACUCCAGGGUCUCCAAGGUCUCCAGGGUCUCCAGGGUCUCCAGGGUCUCCAAGGUCUACAAAGUCUACAGGGUCUCCAGGGUCUCCAGGGGCUCCAGGUCCAGACUGUCACCCCACAGCUGGUUCUCAACUCACAGGGUCAGAUCAUCGCCACACUAGGAAAUGGAUCUGCAGUCGUAACUUCUGCUGCAGUUCUGCCCAAAACCACUGCUCCUCCAACUCUUACCAAACCUAUCACACAGGUAACGAUGGUCAAUCAGGCACCGAUCGUCAUCGCCCCGCAGCCGACCUGUCUGAAGACCGCCACCUCGCUCUCCUCCGCGGUACACAUCACCUGUGGAGACAUGGUUAAAGUGGGCCAGCUUGUCAGCAAACCUCAGCAGGUCGUCAGCGAGGAGGGCAUCAAUCUGGAGGAGAUACGAGAGUUUGCCAAGAACUUCAAGAUCCGCCGGCUGUCCCUGGGGCUCACGCAGACACAAGUAGGGCAGGCUCUGACUGCAACUGAGGGUCCGGCCUACAGCCAGUCUGCCAUCUGCAGGUUUGAAAAGCUGGACAUCACGCCCAAGAGCGCUCAGAAGCUGAAGCCGGUGCUGGAGAAGUGGCUGGCGGAGGCCGAGCACUGGAACCAGAAAGGUCAGCAGAAUCUGAUGGAGUUCGUUGGCGGUGAGCCGUCCAAGAAACGCAAGCGGCGUACGAGUUUCACGCCGCAGGCAAUAGAAGUUCUCAACUCCUACUUUGAGAAGAACGCGUUGCCAACGGGCCAAGAGAUUACGGAAAUGGCGAGAGAGCUAAACUAUGACCGGGAGGUCGUGCGAGUCUGGUUCUGCAACCGGAGACAGACGCUGAAAAACACCAGCAAAAUCAACGUCUUCCAGGAGCAGCUUCACACACAUUCUGUGGACUACAAGCAGGAGAAUUUGUCGUCUGAUGAACACGUAGUUUUCCACCGAUGGACUCCUGCAACAACCAUUUUGGGACAAUCAUCCUUUUGAUACUUCUCGUUGAUCAUCACAAAGAUGAAACUUCCUCUUGUUUGGCUUUCAUGUUUUUAAUCGGCAGCACGAGACGUGUCCACGGAGAGGAUCAUCGGACAACAACGUUUUAGCUUCGGCUGUUGAUGAUGCCACAACUAUAAACUGAUUUUUAUAACGUUUGUUUCAUACUGUAUGUGUGUGUGUGUGUGUGUGUGUGUGUGUGUGUGUGGGUGACACGUGUGUGUCACAGUCUGUAUUUACACUUUAUGUGCGAUAAUACUCAGAGUAUUUUGUGUUUCCUCUUUUUUCACUGUUGUGUUUCUUAAUGGGUUGAUGAUGCGUCUGCUGCAUCUUUUAAAUCUCAAGUUCGAUCAAGUAACAUUUGAGCUUAACGCCUUUUAUCAACUUACAAUUGUCUCGCGUUGCAUAGAAACACUAAGGCCAUAUUUUAACUUUCACUCAGCCUAAUAUCAAUCAAAUCACAGCCAGUUUCUUCUGAAUGAGUUUGAAGAGUGUUUGCAUGCACAGUGUGAAGUUAUGUUGGUGUUUCUUUCUUUAUAUUUGCCAAUUCUUCACAAGUUCUUUGCACUUUAGUGACAACAAAAGGGUUUCAAAUAGUUAAAGUACAGUGAAGGUUUCACUGUAUGUGGGCAAGCAACAUCUAUCAGCAAGAUUACUGAUCUUUCUAUGCAGAUGAAAUGUAAAAUACUGCAGAUUAAACAACGAACAUGCAUUCAUCACGUUCUCUGAUCUUGUGAGUUACACGGUGCAUUUAUGGUUCACCUCACGUUUUACUUUUGAAUAACUUUGAAUCAGUAAGCCUCAAAAUAAUUCAUAUUGCAAAGCUCUUGCUUUAAUAUGUUUUUCCUUCAUGUUCAAUAUGGGAAGACAAUAUAUAAUAUUGUUUAAUAUACUAAUUUAAGAGAAAGGAAGAGCUAAAUUAUUAUAAUAAUAAGAUAUCCGCUGUUAGUUGACACAUUAAAAGUUCAGAGAAAAGGGAAGUUGGAUACUUUUUGUCAUUUUCUGUCAGAUAAGUCAAAUAAACCCUGUUUUUAUUAAUA